This is a messenger RNA of Hevea brasiliensis (rubber tree), 4142 nucleotides long. Its product is annotated as trafficking protein particle complex II-specific subunit 120 homolog. The transcript is spliced from 10 exons. Gene Ontology annotation, cellular component: trans-Golgi network. Lineage: Eukaryota; Viridiplantae; Streptophyta; Magnoliopsida; Malpighiales; Euphorbiaceae. Bases 204 to 3788 code for a protein of 1194 amino acids. The record is from RefSeq and is a predicted model, not a curated record.
CAGACCAAAUCUCUCUGUCACUCUCUCUCUAGUCACUGCCUUGCACAACCAUAACAGCUGGACCAAACACCAAGCAACGCCCUAAAACGACAUCGCUUUACGAUAUCUCCUCUAGUCCUCUUUCACCGUUUCACUCAGCCUGCUUCUCUUCCACUCUCUCUAUAGACCACCGUCUUAUCACAUCGUCGCCGUCAGAUCCAGAAAUGGAGCCAGACGUAAGCAUCGAGACAUCCUGCAUGAUCCGCAUCGCAAUCCUCCCAGUAGGUCCGGUCCCGCCCCGCAUUCUGUGCGACUACUACUCCAUGUUCCUGCGUCACCAUACGAUUUCUCUCUCUGCCAUCAGUUCCUUCUACACGGAGCACCAGAAAUCCCCUUUCGCCAAUCAGCCAUGGGACAACGGCUCUCUUCGAUUCAAGUUCAUACUCGGAGGGUCCCCUCCCAGCCCCUGGGAGGAUUUCCAGUCGAAUCGCAAGAUCCUUUCCGUCAUAGGCGUUUGCCACUGCCCGUCCUCGCCUGAUCUCAAUUCCAUCGUCGAUCAGUUUAGCGUCGCCUGUAAAAGUUACGCAUCUGCGCUGGUGACGCGGUGUUUCGCUUUCUGCCCCUGUGAUUCUCAGCUGGAGGAUGGUGGUAAAAAGGGAGAGAAUCUGAGAUUGUUUCCUCCGGCGGACCGCCAAACGUUGGAGAUCCAUUUGCAAACUAUGAUGCAAGAAAUUGCCGCUUCAUUGUUGAUGGAAUUCGAAAAGUGGGUACUACGGGCGGAAUCUGCUGGAACUAUUCUCAAGACGCCUUUAGAUUCUCAAGCCAGUUUAAGCUCAGAGGAGGUGAUCAAGGCCAAAAAGAGAAGACUGGCUCGUGCACAGAAGACAAUGGGGGAUUACUGUUUGAUGGCAGGUUCACCUAUUGAUGCCAAUGCCCACUAUUCCACUGCCUUAGAAUUAGCUAGAUUGACUGCGGAUUUCUUCUGGUAUGCUGGGGCUUUGGAGGGUAGCAUUUGUGCCUUGCUGAUAGACCAAAUGGGCCAAAAAGAUGCAGUUUUUGAGGAUGAGGUCAGGUAUCGGUACAUUAGUGUGAUAUCGCAUUACAAAAAGUCAUUUACACCAGACAAUGCUCAAAGAGUUUCACCUUUAAGCUUUGAACUUGAAGCCACUCUGAAAUUGGCAAGAUUUCUUUGUAGAAGAGGAUUCACUAAAGAUGUUGUGGAGUUGCUAACCAGUGCUGCAGAUGGUGCGAAAUCCUUGAUAGAUGCCAGUGAUAGACUCAUAUUGUAUGUUGAAAUAGCUCGCUUAUUUGGGUCUCUUGGUUAUCAGAGGAAAGCUGCCUUUUUCUCAAGGCAGGUAGUCCAGUUGUAUAUGCAACAAGAAAAUAGAUUUGCGGCUAUGAGUGCUAUGCAAGUUUUGGCAAUGACCACCAAAGCAUAUCGUGUUCAGAGUAGAGCGUCCUUCUCCAAUUAUCCUCAUUCAAGUAAGGAGAUUGAAUCAAGCCAUGCUGAUAGUGGGAAAAUGCAUCACCAAUCAGUAGUUUCUUUAUUUGAGUCUCAGUGGAGCACAUUGCAGAUGGUUGUACUGCGGGAGAUACUGCUGGCUGCUGUUCGUGCAGGAGAUCCCCUUGCUGCAUGGAGUGCUGCUGCACGGUUACUAAGAUCUUAUUAUCCUUUAAUCACACCAGCUGGGCAGAAUGGCCUUGCUAGUGCACUUACUAAGUCAGCCCAGAGGUUGCCUUCCGGAACUCGCUGUGCUGAUCCAGCCUUACCUUUCGUAAGGUUAUAUUCCUUUCCUCCCUAUCCCUGUCAAAUGGACAUUGUAAAACGCAAUCCAGCAAGAGAAGACUGGUGGGCUGGAUCUGCUCCUUCAGGGCCUUUUAUAUACACACCAUUCAGCAAAGGGGAGCCAAAUGACAGCAGCAAGCAGGAGCUGAUAUGGAUUGUUGGCGAACCAGUCCAGGUCUUAGUGGAGUUGGCAAAUCCAUGUGGCUUUGAUUUAAGGGUUGAUAGUAUAUACCUAUCUGUUCAUUCAGGAAAUUUUGAUGCUUUUCCUGUUAGUGUAGAUCUUCUGCCUAAUUCAUCAAAGGUGAUAACCUUAUCUGGAAUCCCGACUUCUGUGGGGUCAGUAACAAUUCCAGGGUGUACUGUUCACUGUUUUGGUGUUAUUUCUGAACACCUUUUCGGGGAUGUUGAUAAUCUGCUUCUUGGUGCAGCACAAGGGCUUGUGCUUUCUGAUCCUUUCAGAUGUUGUGGGUCUCCAAGGCCGAGAAAUGUGUUGGUUCCAAAUAUUUCUGUUGUACCUCCAAUUCCAUUAUUAGUUUCUCAUGUUGUAGGUGGUGAUGGUUCAAUAGUUUUAUAUGAAGGUGAAAUACGUGAUGUCUGGAUUAGUCUGGCUAAUGCAGGGAUAGUUCCAGUUGAACAAGCACAUAUAUCACUCUCUGGUAAAAACCAAGAUUCUGUUGUCUCAAUACCAUAUGAAACCUUAAAAUCUGCCCUUCCUUUGAAGCCUGGUGCAGAAGUGAUCCUACCUGUGACAUUGAAAGCCUGGCAGCAUGGACCAGUAGACCCUGAUAUUACUGGUGGUAAGCUUGCCUCUGGAAGUAUGGGGAGGCAGUUAAAGGAUGGUAGCAGCCCCACAUUGUUGAUUCAUUAUGCUGGGCCAUUGACAGAUUCUGGAGAUCCUCCAACAAAAGAAUCUGUUUUUCCUCCUGGUAGACGCCUGGUGGUUCCCUUACACAUUUGUGUUUUGCAAGGUUUGUCUUUUGUGAAAGCUUGCUUGCUUUCAAUGGAAAUUCCUGCACAUGUUGGCCUAAAUCUUCCAGAACCAGUUCAUGUUGAGACUAAUGGUAGCAAAGAAGCUGUUGGUUCAAAAAGUAAGAUGGAUGGAUUGCUAAAAAUUGAUCCUUUCAGAGGAAGUUGGGGGCUACGUUUUCUUGAAUUAGAAUUGUCUAAUCCAACUGAUGUUGUGUUUGAAAUUAGCGUUUCAGUCCAGCUUGACAGCUGCGAAGAUAAGUUGGAUAACCUUUCUGCUGUUCAAGAUGCUACUGAAUAUUGUUGUCCAAAAACAAGAAUUGAUAGGGAUCAUUCUGCGAGGGUUUUAAUACCUCUGGAGCAUUUUAAGUUGCCCAUUCUUGAUGGUUCCUUUUUCAUGAAGGAUUUUCAGCCUGAUGGUGUUGGCAGAAAUUCGAGCUUCUCAGAAAAGAAUGCCAAGGCUGAAUUAAAUGCUUCAAUUAAGAACCUCAUUUCCAGGAUAAAGGUGAGGUGGCAAUCAGGACGAAACAGCUCUGGAGAACUGAAUAUGAAGGAUGCCAUACAGGCAGCGCUUCAGACAUCUGUUGUGGAUGUAUUGCUACCAGAUCCAUUGACAUUUAGCUUCAGGCUUGUUAGAAAUAGUGUCCCACAAGAAUCUGAUAUGCCCGAUGACUCUGGGCAUGAAGGUUCUGUGAUGGCUUAUGACAUGACCCCAAUGGAGGUCAUAGUUCGCAACAACACCAAGGAAAUCAUUAGGAUGAGUCUUAGCAUUGCAUGCAGGGAUGUGGCUGGAGAAAAUUGCUUCGAGGGUACAAAGGCCACUGUCCUAUGGGCUGGUGUUUUGAAUGGGAUAGCUAUGGAGGUUCCCCCUCUUCAAGAAUCUAAGCAUUCUUUCUCGUUGCAUUUUCUCGUCCCUGGUGAGUAUACUCUAGUGGCUGCUGCUGUGAUUGAAGAAGCUAAUGAUGUCCUCAGAACCCGUGCCAAAACUGAUUCAGUUGAUGAGCCAAUAUUCUGUCGAGGUCCCCCAUUCCAUAUUCGCGUCAUUGGAACUGCUUGACUAUUCUACCGAGAAUGGUCAAUUCAUCUUAAUUGACAGAUUCUGAUGGUUUUCAUGGUAUUAUCAUUGAUCACUUUGAAUACAUUCUACCAACGAUUUCCCUGGUAUUACACUAUUCAGGUUGAUCUGCAGAUGGAUUCAAUUGAUGUAUAUUUAGGAAUUUGAUGUGCUUGUAAAUCUAUUAUUCAUCAAAUAGCUUUUCGUCGAGUGAUUCCAGAACCCAAAGGAGUUAAAAACUAGGGGGAGAUUUAUCGAUAUCGUUGUAAUUCUAUGAUCAUUGACGCGAGUACACAUGGAUAUGGUUGACUAGCAGCACUUUGAAUACAUUCCACCAUCUCCUGCUGUUUUCCUAAA